AUGAUAAUAAAAUACACAUCACUGAUUGCCGCUGUGACUCUUGCUGCUUCGGCUUCAGCAUCUACCCAGCUUUCAGAAUCACAGGAUUCAUCUCAAUCACUGGCUCGGACGCUACUAAAUCCUGGAUUCUGUGCAGUGCCAAAUGGCAGUAUUAACGACGCCUGUGGCGCCACUUACGACGCCGUCGAACACACAAACCAUCGCGUGCGACCAAUCUUGCAAAAUCUGGUAAAAACAGACUUUUUCCGCUUUUACUACCUGGAUCUUUACGGAGAUAGCUGUCCAUUAGGUAACGACGGUGGCACAUGUGGUAAUAGAGCUUGUGCUGUCGAUACCGUCGACGACGAAAAGGAUUUGCCUGUUGUAUGGCGUGCAAGCUAUCUGGGUCAACUGGUAAAAGACACCGUUGCAUCGGAGAGCCAAAUUGGUGGUCUUGCUGAUGGCGAUGAAAAGGACAAGGAUUCUAUCGAGUUGUCGUGUGUCACCAAUGCUGAUGAUUCGCUGGCCUCAGGAGGACGUCUUGAAAAACAAGCCCGUGAUGCUUGGGAUAAGGAAUGCAAGGAUAAGAAUUAUUGCGUUCCCGAAGAUGACCGUACAGGACCAAAUGGUGUCUAUGUAUCUCUCUUGGACAACCCAGAGCGCUACACCGGCUACAGCGGUCCUCAUGCUCAUAUGAUGUGGCGCUCCGUGUACAAGCAAAACUGCUUUGGCUACAAAGGUGAGGAGUUUUCAUCCGAGUUUGACGAAAACCUCCCCUCGUCUGCAGAGGCCGAACCUUUAGUCCCUGAAGGUGACGAGUGUAUUGAGCAGAGACUAUUUUAUCGACUUAUUUCUGGUAUGCACGCAUCCGUGUCAACACACCUGUGCUACUCAUAUUUGAAUAAGCAGACGGGCGAAUGGGGCCCUGACUUGAACUGCUUCUUGUCGCGGGUCGGCAAUUUCCCUGAGCGUCUUUCCAACAUUUACUUCAACUACGCGCUGGUGUCGCGUGCUGUGUCCAAGCUCUACAAUUACAUUGACGACUUGCAGUUUUGUCCCCAAGCUCAAGCUUACGACCAGGCCACUAGACGUCAGAUUUUGUUAUUAACCCGCAGUGCUUCAACAUCUCCUAACACAUUCAAUGAAACAAGCAUUUUCUCAACCCCUGAAGCCAAGCUGCUGAAGGAAGAGUUUCGUCAACGUUUCCACAAGGUUUCUGCCUUGAUGGAUUGUGUGGGAUGUGACCGUUGCCGCUUGUGGGGCAAGCUUCAAGCUGCUGGCUAUGGCACUGCGCUCAAGAUUGUCUUUGAACUGAGUGAAAAGGAAGACGAGCUUUCUCGCAAGUUGAUUGCAAGUCUGCGCCGUUCAGAAUUGGUAUCGCUGAUCAAUACCUUUGAUCGUCUUUCCAAGUCUAUUGAAGCCGUUGAGUAUUUCCGCGAGCAAACGCUCGUCGAUCUGGAGGCCAGCGGUGUUUCUCUUGAUGAUCUUGUUUCCAACACUAAGCAAUCUGAAAUACCCACAAAAAAGGAUGCAGUCAAUAAUGAGAAAGAUGCGGAAGAUGAGGACGAGGAUGAGGACGAAGAAGAGGAUCAAGAACCACAACCUUAUUCUAUUUGGAACGACCCAGAGUGGGAUCUUUGGAAAGAAGCCUUUAUUUUCCUUUGGCGCAGCUACAUUGAUUUCCCUAAAAAUCUUUACAACAUUUUGUUACUCAACGCUCACUAUUACUGGGAUGCAAUGAUCGGACGCAACGAGGCAGAUGCCAAAGAUAGAGUUGGUCGCCGUGGGCAUCUUGAAUCCAUUCGUGUGGACCUUUAG
This is a messenger RNA of Magnusiomyces paraingens, 1797 nucleotides long. RefSeq lists its product as uncharacterized. The record is from RefSeq and is a predicted model, not a curated record. Gene Ontology annotation, cellular component: endoplasmic reticulum membrane; endoplasmic reticulum. Gene Ontology annotation, biological process: protein folding in endoplasmic reticulum. NCBI's taxonomy places the organism in Eukaryota, Fungi, Ascomycota, Dipodascomycetes, Dipodascales, Dipodascaceae. The coding region runs from base 1 to 1797 and encodes 598 amino acids. The transcript has a single exon. Gene Ontology annotation, molecular function: thiol oxidase activity; protein-disulfide reductase activity; FAD binding.